Messenger RNA from Microthlaspi erraticum, 627 nucleotides. NCBI's taxonomy places the organism in Eukaryota, Viridiplantae, Streptophyta, Magnoliopsida, Brassicales, Brassicaceae. The record is from the annotation of a GenBank genome assembly.
AUGCAACCACCAAGGAAACAAAUCAAGCUAGGGAGUAGUAGCUCCAAUGCAAGAGCAGCAAUACCAACAUCACCACAUUCCAUUGAUGCAAAUCAAGAACAUGUGGAGAGUCCAAGAAGAGAAGAUGAUUGGGCACUUGAAGCUUGGCUUGAGCAAGCUAUUCAAGAUAGAGUGCAGCGAGUACUCAAUGCUAACAAGGAGUUCCUCUCCACAGUAGCUCUUGCCUUUCCCAACCACAAUGGAGACCAACCAGCUGGUGAUGGACUCCUACUCUUCAAGAUAGGCGAUGCCAAUGGGCGCAUCUCCAUCUCAGCUCUAUGCCAACUCUUUGGACUUCCCAAUGAGACAGCACAUGACUUCAAGGAGAACUCAAAGAGGAAACAAGCUGCCUUUGCUGAUUGGACACACUUUGCCAAUGAACCAUUCUUGCCUUCAAGAUCAAAGGUGUCUAGAAUCACUCAUCCAGCCAUUCGCUAUGUGCACCGCCUCAUCUCCACCACUUUCCAAUGCAAACAAGAAGCCAACAAGGUCACAACCGAUGAGUUCUACAUCCUCACCACACCAUUCAUCAAGCAUGAGUACAAGGCCAACCUUGGCCUUUGCUUGCCAAGACACUCAUCAAUGUGA